Mollisia scopiformis is the source of this 1920-nucleotide messenger RNA. RefSeq names its product pantothenate transporter. Lineage: Eukaryota; Fungi; Ascomycota; Leotiomycetes; Helotiales; Mollisiaceae. Bases 1 to 1638 code for a protein of 545 amino acids. The transcript has 7 exons. Gene Ontology annotation, molecular function: transmembrane transporter activity. Gene Ontology annotation, biological process: transmembrane transport. The record is from RefSeq and is a predicted model, not a curated record. Gene Ontology annotation, cellular component: membrane.
AUGGCUCCUGACCCCGACGUAUCUGAAAACAUUGGCCGUUCUUCCCCAGAACCAUCAGAAUACCGGACUAAAGAAGCAAUCUCAACAGCAGUCGAGGCAUCCAACAUCCACAAUGGAGAACUUCACUACAUCCGUCGCGGCCAAGAGGUCACAGACGACACUCUCUCCACCGACUCGAUCGAAGGAUAUGAGGCAGAACAGAUGAAAGCUCGAGCGCUACUAAAAUACGAAGAGGAGAAAAAUCUAUUGCGUCGCAUUGAUUGGCAUCUUAUGCCUCUCUUAUCGAUAUGUUUCCUAUUGAAGAAUGUCGAUUAUUCGAACGUUUCGAAUGCGAAGAUUAUGAACUCGGGAACACAUCAAAAUAUCCUGAAACAGUUGGAUAUGACCGCUAACGAAUUUAACUUUGUUUCCACGAUUUAUUAUAUUCCUUACAUUAUCGCUGAAGCUCCAUCCAAUCUAUUCGUCAAGCGAAUGCUGCCAUCAAGAUGGCUAUCUCGAAUCAUCGUCACCUGGGGAGCAACGCUCUGCUGCCACGCAGCCGUCAAAUCCAAAGAAGGUCUCUACGCCGCUCGAUUCUUCCUCGGUCUCUUCGAAGCAGGUCUUUUCCCCGGCGUAAUACUGCAACUCUGUUACUGGUACCGACCAGAUGAGAUGUCCAAGCGCCUGCUAUACUUCUAUAUCCUUGGAAAUUUCAGCACGGUCAUUAGCGGUGUUCUGGCGUAUGCUUUUGAUGGCGUGUCUGGGAAAGGAGAUCUUUCUGGAUGGCAGUGGUUGUUUCUUGUCGAGGGAAUUGUCACUGUAGUGUUUGGGAUAGCUCUUUGGUUAUUGCUGCCAGACUUUCCACCAACAGCGAAAUGGCUCACGGAAAAGGAAAAGGCCUUCAUCCAAGCUCGGCUCCCCAGCAACGCUCCACGAGAAUCGGAAUCAAAUUUCAGUUUCCGCGAGAUCUUGGUAUCUCUCAAAGACAUCAGAAUGUGGCUGUUUACUCUAUGCUGGGCAACCUUCACAGUCGGAACGUUUGGUCUUACCUUUUAUCAACCAACUGUGAUUGCUAACCUAGGCUUCACCUCAAUCAACAAGUCCCAACUCCUAAAUAUCCCAACUGCGUUCCUCACAGUAGCAAUCAUCGGCAUCUUCGGUCUCUGGGCCGACACAGCCCGUCUCCCACGCCCCUUAUUCCCCCUCUGCUUCAUGAUAGUAAUCCUCGCCUGCUACAGUGUUCUCUACACCUUCCCCAAUACCGGCGGCGUCUACGCCGCAACUAUAAUCGCCUCUUCGGUAGCAUCAGCCUGGUACCCCAUGAUGUGGCCCUGGCGCGUCCAAACCACAUCUCGCGCAACCGGCUCAGCAUUCAGUAUAGGCUUCGUGAACAGCUAUGGACAGAUUGGAGGCGCGUUGGGGCCGCAGAUCUUUAGGAGUCAGUAUGCGCCGAGGUAUACGGUUAGUUUUGCGAUUGCAAUGGCGUUGGUUGGGGUGGCGAUUGGGAUGAAUCUGGUUACAUGGUGGGUUACGAGACGGACUGAACGAGACACGAGGGUGUUGAAGUUGGCGAGAUUGAGAGCCGCGGGGAGGGGAGAGGCGGUGCUCGAUGAUGUUGUAAUUGAUCGGAAGGAGAAGGGUGGGAACGCCGUAUUUUGACGGUCCAUUCCAAAUCUCACUGCUCAUUGACUUGAACAUGAUGUUCUGUUGAACGGUCUUUGACUAAACAUUAAGCCAAUUAAGCGAUGAAAUCGGAUUCGUGCUGGAAGCCCUUGAAUAGCAGACUUCACAACGCUUCAAUGACCGAAGCUUCCCAAGACACAGGUUAUUAGACAGAGGAAAUGAACAUCGAUCUGUAACUAUGCCAUAAAACCCGAUUAUAGACAACCAGCAGCACUGUUGUCCCUGAACUUUGGAAGUGUUCGGGUAGCAUUUAGGGGG